AUGGAGAACGGGGCCUGUUCUGAAAAAAACGAUCGCGAUAGUGAAGCCUCAAGUACAAUGUCCAAGAAACAGAGGAAAAGACUUAUGAAGCAUCAAAUGUUUUUGGAGAAAAGAAAGAUUAAAAGGCAGGAAAAGCGAGAGAGAAAAAAGGAAGAAAAGAGGAAAUUACGAGAAGAAAGAAAGGCUGACGGAAGUGAGGCGAUGAUAAAUGUGGCUGGUGCAUUUCCCAAAAGAUUUAAAUCAAUGGCCUCAAAAGAAGCUUCUUCGCUUUGCAUUGCUAUAGACUUGAGCUUUGACGAUUUGAUGAGCGACCGUGAUAUGAUGAAACUUCUAAAACAAGUGCAACGAACUUAUUCUGUCAAUCGCAGGGCAGAACAUCCUGUUCAAUUGUACCUCACAAGCUUUGGGGACAAAGUGAAAAGAAAGUUAAACGAAAUCAAGUGCAAUUAUGAGCAAUGGGACAUUCAUAUCAAGCCUGAGCCGUAUAGCGAAGUAUUUCCCAAAGAAGACGUGAUCUAUUUGACUUCAGACUCUCCUAAUGUUCUAAGCGAAGUUGACGAAUCCAAAGCGUACAUUAUUGGUGGACUCGUAGAUCACAAUCACCAGAAAGGCCUCUGCUACAAGCUGGCAAUUGAACGGGACAUUGCACAUGCUCAGUUACCCAUCUCCGAGUUUGUCAAACUAAACUCCAGGAAAGUGCUUGUGGUUAAUCAUGUGUUUGAGAUUUUGUUACGUUUUACUGAAUCUAAAGACUGGAAAGAUGCUUUCUAUAAAGUUCUUCCUGCGAGGAAAAUUGUGCCAGACAGCAAUGAAAACCAGGAAGAGAUAGGUGGCAGUGAAGACUUCAAAAGAGAUAGUGAGGAAUCGGACAAGACCAAAGAAGAAGUAACAUGCUCCUAA
This is a messenger RNA of Porites lobata, 900 nucleotides long. The record is from the annotation of a GenBank genome assembly. NCBI's taxonomy places the organism in Eukaryota, Metazoa, Cnidaria, Anthozoa, Scleractinia, Poritidae.